AUGGCGGCGGCCCCGGCGAGGGCUGCGGCCGCUGCCGUCCCCGCCGACACAUACAGCCCCGGCGCAGCCCUGCGCGGCUGCUGGUGCGAGCGCGACGCCCGCCCAAUGGGAGAUCCGCUCGCCGCCGGCCUCCGCGGCGGUUGGCUGCCGGCGGCGCUCGUCACGGUUCGGUGCGCCGGACGGCUUCCUCCGCGCUGGGGGCUGCCAUUUUGCCGUACGGAGAGGCGGCGCGGGGAAGGGAGAGGCGCCGGGUCGGCAACGGAGCCAGGGCCGCAGGAGGUGGCGUGGCGGCACGUAAGGGUUCCGCUGGUCCAGCACGACGCCGGUGGAGGCGGCCUGCGAGGCGUACGCUUGGGGAAGUCCGCGCAUACGGGCGCGACCAUCGUGUUGUACGGAGCCGACCGAGCCCCGCCCCUCUCUCCCCAGGAGGGUAACCCCCCUCACACCGCCCCUCUCGGAAACGCCUUUGACAGCUCGGCCGCCACGGUCCGAGCGGCUCGUCGGGAGGCCGGACGCCCUGCAGCAAGGAGGAGAUUCCCACUGAAGGAUUCAAAACGUCUGAUUCAGUGGCUGAAAGCUGUUCAGAGAGACAACUGGACUCCCACCAAGUAUUCAUUUCUUUGCAGCGAGCAUUUCACCAAAGACAGCUUUUCUAAGCGACUGGAAGACCAGCACCGGCUGCUGAAGCCCACUGCUGUCCCUACCAUCUUCCAGCUUGCAGAGAAAAAACACGACAACCUGGAUUAUGUCAGAAGCAGAAGAAAAAUAGCAAGCCAGGUGACACUGCAGGAUGGAGAAGACCCUAGGGAAGGAGGCUGUGAGGUAGUUCAGAGAACCUCAUCUUCUGGCCAGGACUUCAUGGUGAUGCAAGGGACAAAUGAGAUGGAGGAGGCAACUUUGCAAGUGGAAAUCGGAUCGAUUGAGGAGGAAGAAGAGAACCUCCACAGCCAGCGGGAUGGACCUCGGAGAAGGACGUUAGGUGAUAAAUUGGUUGCAAAGCCUGGACCUCAGAAAAAGCCUGAGAGAUCUUCUGUGGAGGACUGUCCUAAAGCCACCUGGACAGGGAGCUGGAUAGCAGACAGAAGUGGUGUGUCAGUUGACGAUUUCACGCCUCCUGCCUCUGGUGCUUGCAAGUUCAUUGGCUCCCUUCAUUCUUACAGCUUUUCCUCGAAGCAUGCCAGAGAGAGGCCAUCUUUCCCAAAAGAGCAGCUAGAAAGGAAAAGGCCAAAGAGAGAUGUGGAACCAAGCUGCAGCAGCCAUCUUAUGGGACACAAUAAGGCCGUAGCGGAAGGCUCCCCUACUUCAUCCCUCACUGCAACCCCUCAGAAACCUUCCCAGGGUUUGUCGGCAUCCCCUGCAGACCUUACCCCUCAGCCUGCCGCUGAGGCUGUGGUGGGGCGGAAGGGUGAUACAGAUGCCAACCCCAUGUCAAUCAACGAGGUCAUCAUGUCGGCCUCAGGAGCUUGCAAGCUCAUUGACUCCCUCCACUCAUACUGUUUCUCCUCCAGGCAGAGCAAAAGUCAGGUGUGCUGCUUGCGUGAGCAGGUAGAAAAGAAGAAUGGAGAGUUGAAACUUUUGAGGCAGAGGGUCAGUCGCUCUGACAGUCAAGUCAGGAAACUGAAGGAGAAGCUAGAUGAGCUGAAGAGGAUCAGUUUCCCUUACUUGAACAGCCUGCUAUCCCAGGACUGUGAGACUCCCCAGUUGAAUCCUGUGAUGGAACCCCUGUCCUGGAUGCUGGGCACCUGGCUGUCAGACCCACCAGGAGAUGGCACCUUCCCUACAAUGAAGCCCUUCCAGUACCUGGAAGAAGUGCACAUCUCUCAUGUGGGGCAGCCCAUGCUCAACUUCUCGUUCAAUGCCUUCCAUCCAGACACCAGGAAGCCCAUGCACCGAGAAUGUGGAUUCAUCCGCCUCAAACCUGACACUAAUAAGGUGGCCUUCAUCAGUGCCCAGAACACAGGUCUGGUGGAGGUGGAGGAAGGGGAGGUGAAUGGACAAGAGCUGUCUAUAGCUUCUCACUCCAUAGCCAGGAUCUCCUUUGCCAAGAAGCCCCAUGUAGAGCAGAUUACCAGAAAAUUCAGGCUCAAUUCUGAUGGGAAACUCGAACAAACUGUCUCAAUGGCAACCACUACGCAGCCCAUGACUCAGCACCUCCACAUCACCUACAAAAAGGUGACGCCCUGACGCCAGGAGGGCCGGAACUCCCUGCGGAGGACGAGGAGCCCCUGGGGCAUCGUGCCAAGAGCAGUGGCAGCUCAGGAGCACAGCAGGGCAGACCCUGGAGCUCACUGCCUGCGCUUGCCCCCAGGGCGCAGAGCUUCCCGUCCUGUUGAGAAUGUUACUCAGAUGUUUCUGUAAUGGUAUAUCAAUAAAAAGCUUUUAUUUUUA
This is a messenger RNA of Falco peregrinus (peregrine falcon), 2388 nucleotides long. RefSeq names its product THAP domain containing 4 (gene THAP4). The record is from RefSeq and is a predicted model, not a curated record. The transcript has 6 exons. Bases 1 to 2184 code for a protein of 727 amino acids. Lineage: Eukaryota; Metazoa; Chordata; Aves; Falconiformes; Falconidae.